Tremella mesenterica DSM 1558 is the source of this 211-nucleotide messenger RNA. RefSeq lists its product as uncharacterized. The record is from RefSeq and is a predicted model, not a curated record. The transcript has a single exon. Lineage: Eukaryota; Fungi; Basidiomycota; Tremellomycetes; Tremellales; Tremellaceae. Bases 13 to 180 code for a protein of 55 amino acids.
CCCGAUGGCGGUAUGGCGAUGAAUGAUGUCAAAGACAGAUUAGCCGCUGUUGUCAAAGCCAGAGGAUGGGAGGAUGCGGCGGGUCAAGCUACAAAGGUCGUCUAUGCCGCUGUGGGUAGACGGACGGUCAAGAUUGAUAGACGUGGUGGAGGUGGGGGUAGGAUCAAAUUUGCAGAUUAAUUUCACAAUCACGAAUGAUCUUGUCAGUAUC